AUGCAAGAAUCAAACUACAUAAGCACCGAGCCGAGCUCAUCAUUCAAGCAAAACAGAGCCUUGCUAUCUCCAAUUGAUUUUAUCCCAGCCCAGCGAAGAGGUUCCGACUCAGAUAUUUCUGAAGAAACCUCUAUGAAGAUCUCAAACCGAGACUCAGUCGAAUCAGUCGAAAUCUUAACAAUUACUCCAAAACUCCCAUUCCAAGUGACACACAGCAGCUUUAAUGCAAGAUCCCCAAACAGCCCUUUCCGUUGCCGCAUCUGUCUUGACGCAUCUAAUUGAGAAGAUAUGAUAUCCCCUUGUUUAUGCAAAGGAAGCGUCAAAUAUGUCCACAAGCAAUGCUUAGAACAAUGAAUAAGAUACAGCCAAAAAACACCAGGGAGUAAAAAUAUCUGCGAGUUAUGCCAUACAGAAAUUGCAUUAAAAAUUGAAAAUGCUACAAUAGAGGCAGAUUAUGAGUUUUUUAGAGACUUUAAGCUGAUAAUUCCUAUUGUUGUAGGGUGCAUUAUAAUUGCUGGGCUGAUUUGGUGGAUAAUAACUCAUGCACAAAAGUAUGGGGUGGACUAUAUCAUGAUUAUCUUGCUAAUUGUGAUUUGUUUUGUUUUCAUGGUGUUUUUAUCAAUUAUAGCUGUUAUUUUAAAAACAAAAAUAAUGAAAAUAUUGUCAUCAACAGCUGUCAGCAGAGGACAGAGUAGCCGAGAUGUGACUGAUUUUGAGCCUUCUACUUCAAGAAUUAAUAUAUAA
Blepharisma stoltei is the source of this 744-nucleotide messenger RNA. The record is from the annotation of a GenBank genome assembly. NCBI's taxonomy places the organism in Eukaryota, Ciliophora, Heterotrichea, Heterotrichida, Blepharismidae.